Pollicipes pollicipes is the source of this 3705-nucleotide messenger RNA. Its product is annotated as sushi, von Willebrand factor type A, EGF and pentraxin domain-containing protein 1. The transcript has 15 exons. The coding region runs from base 118 to 2982 and encodes 954 amino acids. NCBI's taxonomy places the organism in Eukaryota, Metazoa, Arthropoda, Thecostraca, Pollicipedomorpha, Pollicipedidae. The record is from RefSeq and is a predicted model, not a curated record.
UCGCGCGGCGUGCACGUGAGCGCAGACGGAGGGAGCCGCACAGGAGCACCGCACGCCAGUCGAGCCCGGAGGCGCACAGCGCAGACCUCGGAGCGCGCGCAGCGCCAGCACAGAGCCAUGCUGGUCCAGGCGGCGCUGGUGACCGCGCUGGUCGGUCUAGCCUGCGGGUGCGGAUUUCCGGGAGCGCCGGCGCACAGCACGGUCACGUUCUCGACGGACGCCAUCGGAGUCGGCACGGUCGCCACGUACACGUGCGACCGCGGCUUCGAGCUGCUCGGACCGGCCAGGAAGGAGUGCCAAGGCAACAGCACGUGGGCGCCGGCCGGCAUUCCGUUCUGCGUGAUCAACGUGGCGGCCGGCAAGGCGCCCAUGCAGUCGUCCACGGCGCAGGGAGGCAUCCCCCAGAAGGCGGUGGACGGCAGCACGAGUGGCUUCUUCAACCCCAAGACGUGCACGCUGACCGAGCAGGAGACGUCGCCGCUGUGGUACGUCAACCUGCUGGAGCCGUACAUGGUGCAGCUGGUGCGACUGGACUUCGGACGCUCGUGUUGCGAGGACAACAUUCCGGCUACCAUUGUGGUGCGGGUCGGUAACAACAGACCGGACCUGAAGAUCAACCCCAUCUGCAACCGUUUCACUGGCUUCAUGGAAGAGGGCCGUCCCCUGUUCCUGCCAUGCAACCCGCCCAUGCCUGGGGCGUUCAUCUCGGUCCACCUCGAGGGACCGCCCGGCCAGAUGCUCUCCAUCUGCGAGGCCUUCGUCUACACCGAUCAGGCGCUGCCGAUCGAGCGGUGCCCCCAAUUCCGGGACCAGCCGCCAGGCAGCACCGCCACCUACAACGGCAAGUGCUACACCUUCUACAACCAGCAGCCGCAGAGCUUCGCCGAGGCGCAGGAGUUUUGUCAGGGUCGCGGCGGCACGCUGAUCGACGAGACGAACCCGGCGCUGCAAGGCUUCCUCAGCUGGGAGCUCUGGAGGAGGCACAGGGAGGACCCGAACGGCCAGUACUGGAUGGGAGCCGUGCGCGACCCGCAGAACCCUGGCAACUGGAAGUGGAUCAACGGCCAGGACCUGGGCGUCAGCUUCUGGAGCCUGCCUGGCGGCCAGGAGAACUGCGCUCGCUUCGACGGCACCAAGGACUGGCUCUGGUCUGACACCAACUGCAACCUCCGUCUGAACUUCAUCUGCCAGCACCAGCCGCUGACCUGCGGCAAGCCGGAGCAGCCGCCCAACUCGACCCUCAUCGCGCCCGACUUUAACGUGGGCAGCCGGAUCGCCUACCGCUGCGAGGAGGGCCACCUGCUCUCGGGGCCCGAGGAACGCGAGUGCCUGUCCACCGGCUUCUACAGCGCCUACCCGCCCACCUGUAAAAACCUGCAAUGCGGCAUGCCGGCAAGCAUCAAGCACGGCCGUUACAGCCUGGUGAACGACACGCGGGGCUACAUGUCCAUGGUGGUGUACGAGUGCGACGAGGACUUCGUCAUGGUCGGCCGCAACGAACUCAUCUGCGACGUCGACGAACGCUGGGGUGGCCCUCCCCCGCGCUGCGAACCCGUCUUCUGCAAGGAGCCGCCUGCGAUUCUGAACGGCGGCUUCCGCGUCUCCACCAACUCGACCAUCGUCGGCACCCUCGUGGAGUACUACUGCUUAGAUGACCGGUUCACCCUGACCGGACCUCGCACGCUCCGCUGCAUGCGCGACGGGACCUACAACCAGGAGCCUCCAGUGUGCCGAGAGACAGAACAAUCGACAAGCACCAACCCUGCCCCGACAUUUGACACCCCCCUUGCCGACGACGACCCUCUCGUGAUCGCGGCCUCCGAGCUGAGUGAGGAGAGACAAUACACCGGCUUCUCCGCGCCCAACCGGCCGGCCGACGACCAACCGACCUACGAAGACCCCCUCUACGACGACAUAGCUUACGACGAGUCGUCGCUUUCCACUCCGGAACCGACCGAUCCCACAGUCCCGCCGACGUCGCCCCCGUACACCGUGCUGCCCGGAGACAGGGUGGUCGUGAAAGAUGUGGAGGGGGAGAAGCGCCGCCGGGUCUUUAUCUUCCGGAGGCAGUCGACCACGCUCUCGCCCGAGGAGGAGUUCACUGAGACUCCGACCUCCACCGUGCAGCCCACCGCCCCCACUGAGCCCGCCCCGACUGUGCCGGACGAGGAGGAGGAGGGGGAGGAGCAGGUCACUGGGCCCCGCCCCACCGACGCGGAGUCACCGUCUCCCACCCUGCCCCCGUCUACCGUGGCCGAUACGGGCACGGACGUCUGGUCAGACGCCGGGACCACCGUGCCCUUCGAGAGCGAGUAUAUCACCACUGAGAUGGCUCCGGUCCAGAGGGAGAAGCCUCAGCCCGGCCCGCCGGCGCCCCGUCUAAGUCAACGCCGCCUGCAGCCGGAGACGCCGUGGCCGUGGCCGGCGCAGGCGUCAUCAGCUUCGGCCCGACCGGAGGAGAACGAGAUCCCGGACACGGUGAACAUCCGACAGAACGCGCCCGGUGUGCGGGAGCCGGCCAACACGCUCGACGAACGCUCGACCGGACCCAAGCUGCACAUGGGCGGCAUCAUUGCCUUGAGUGUGUUCGGAGGAUUUGUCUUCCUCGCUGCAGUGGUCACCACCAUCGUGAUCCUGAUCCGGAGGAACCGCGGCUAUCAUCAGCGCCGCUCGCACCCUAACGCUAACUCCAGCAGCUACUCUACUGAGUCAGAGACCCACGGUCUGAACAAGUACUACAAGCGCGCGUGGGAAAACCUCCAGUCUAGCGGACGCCAGGAGCGAAAGUCGGGAAGUGGUGGCAAGUCGCGCGGAGAGCCGACCAUGCGUUCUGAGAUGUACCGCGACGCCAGCGAGCUGACCGUGGCGGACGUGGCGCACAUGUACCGUGGCGAGGACAAGCGACGCCACCACCACCACCACCACCGACACCACCAUAAGGACGAGCACGAUCGCGCGGAAAGGCACAGUCGCAAGCAGUGAGCAGCGCCACCUAUACGGGCUCAGUGACGCCGUUGUGCGGAGAAAACCUGAACCAUGUCUGGCAAAGUCGCAAGAUUCCGCAAGACCCGAUGAGGGCUGGCGGGUGAUUAAGGCGCAGAGGGCCCCACCCCGGGUGCAGAGGGCCGUGUUAACACCCACGUGGAGUCUGUGGUGGACGCGCUCGCGCCGGACAGCGUAGGUGACGCCGGGCAAGCCGAGUUUCGCGGCGCGGCGUGUGGAGGGGCCGCGGAAUUCGGCAAGUCCCGCUUCGUGACGUCAUCGCAGUGCCUGUGUCGGCCGUGCGUCUCGGCGUCGAAUACCGCACUGUGAGGCACUUGGCCCCAUCUGACCGACGAAUGAGGUGGGGCUGAACUUCUCACGAUCUACUGAAUUUCCGCCAAGAAAGCACAUUACAAAUGAAGCUUGUCCACACACAUCUUUAUGGUAGAACUUUGUAUAGCAGGAUGCGAAAAUAUGAUCACUUAUUAUCAGCGCAAAGCAUCCUUCCCUGCGCGCAUUUGUCAGAAAUGUUGGAGUUGACCAGACGUUUGGUCGUUGUUGAUAAUGUCCGAUGCCUUUAAUCAGCUCGUGAGUACGCGAGGCAUCAAGUGGUCAGUGGCGUCGUGUUUCGCUUCGGCAAUUACUGGGACGCUGGAUGUUGUACAUAAAUGUGAUAUUGCCUACUGAUUUGUGUAAGCUGAGUGUUCUGUUAUGUUUGCGCGU